CCAGCCAGGUUGGUGAAUGGGAUCACAUGUUGCUUCCUGCCAUGCCCCAAGUGCGCGCGCGCACACACACACAGUCUCUCUCUCUCGUACCCCUCGCUCACAGGUGAAUUCCUCCCCUCUUUAAUUGAAAGGCGAAUCUUGGGAAGGUGGUAGAGUUGGGUGGCCUCGUUGUAAGAACUCCCCGUUGCAAAGGAGAAAGGGGAAAAAAAUGUUACCUUUCUCGUAAUUCUUUUCUCUGUCUUUUGCGUCUUCCGGUUUCUUGCCUCCGUCUGGGGUUUGGGGAGCCGCAUGAAGCUCGGCAUCGCUUGGGAGUAGAGGGGAUUAGGUGCUGGCGAAGAAUGAAAGAAGGUUUCAAAGAUGGGCAAUUGCGGAACCAGAGAGGAUAAUGCCGUCGUCGCCGCUCAUGCGCAAGUUCAGCAGCUCCAAAUGUUCCAACUACCUGUUAAGAAUGCUCUUCCAGAGAAAAAACACACUCGUACUUUCUCAGAUAUGAGUGACCCCUCGACUCCUCGACACAUUGAGGAUUCAAGAAACAUUGCAAUAUACAAUGAUGUGAUAGCAUUCACAUUGUUCGAGCUAGAGACGAUUACAAAGAGCUUCCGGCCAGAUUAUGUUCUUGGUGAAGGAGGGUUUGGCGCUGUCUACAAGGGUUAUAUAGAUGAGAAUGUGAGAGUUGGCCUCAAAUCACUUCCGGUCGCCGUUAAGGUCCUCAACAAAGAUGGUCAUCAGGGGCAUAGAGAAUGGCUUACAGAGGUUAAUUUUCUAGGACAACUGAGGCACCCUAAUCUAGUGAAGUUGAUCGGAUAUUGCUGUGAAGAUGAUCAUAGGCUUCUUGUCUAUGAGUUCAUGUUCCGUGGAAGUCUUGAGAACCACUUGUUUCGAAAGGCAGCUGCUCCACUAUCCUGGGCAACAAGAAUGUCAAUCGCACUUGGUGCUGCUAAAGGGCUAGCUUUCCUUCACAAUGCUGAAAGACCUGUUAUCUAUCGAGAUUUUAAGACCUCGAAUAUUUUAUUGGACUCUGAUUACACAGCCAAGCUCUCUGAUUUUGGUCUUGCAAAAGCUGGACCAGAGGGUGAUGAGACCCAUGUGUCAACAAGGGUGAUGGGAACCUAUGGUUAUGCUGCCCCUGAAUACGUCAUGACAGGUCAUUUGACAGCCAGGAGUGAUGUCUACAGUUUUGGAGUUGUCCUUCUUGAGCUCUUGACAGGUCGGCGAUCUGUGGAUAAGGCACGCCCAAGUAAGGAGCAGAGCUUGGUUGACUGGGCUCGUCCGAAGCUCAAUGACAAGAGAAAGCUACUGCAAAUCAUUGACCCCAGGUUGGAGGAUCAAUAUUCCGUGAGAGCAGCUCAGAAGGCCUGUAGCCUGGCAUACUACUGCUUGAGCCAUAACCCGAAAGCAAGGCCUCUUAUGAGUGAUGUCGUGGAGACGCUUGAGCCCCUGCAGGUGAGCAGUGGAAGUGAGGGCUCAUUGCAGGCAGUAGGUGGCAGUGGGAUUUCCGAGUACAAGAUGCACCGUAGACUUGCAGGAAGUGGGGUCAGCUGUAGAGCCACACCAAACGCAAAAUGUCCGCCAAGUGCUCUUCCGGCAUGCAGGGUCAGGAACACACCGGACUGUGGUCCUUUUUUUACAGGAGGAGGCGUGGAGAUCUGACUUAGCCAUUGAUCUUUUCUCUCUCCCCUCGAGAUUGAUACUGUUGGAUAGUUCUUGCUUUGUGCUAAAAUUCAGAAAUGGGACCGGUGCGAGUGACAAAGUUGUAUCUGUCGGACGAACACAUCUUUCA
This is a messenger RNA of Musa acuminata subsp. malaccensis (wild Malaysian banana), 1780 nucleotides long. Its product is annotated as probable serine/threonine-protein kinase PBL8. Gene Ontology annotation, molecular function: ATP binding; protein kinase activity. NCBI's taxonomy places the organism in Eukaryota, Viridiplantae, Streptophyta, Magnoliopsida, Zingiberales, Musaceae. The record is from RefSeq and is a predicted model, not a curated record. Gene Ontology annotation, biological process: protein phosphorylation.